Molecule: messenger RNA, 1191 nt
Organism: Papilio polytes (common Mormon)
Lineage: Eukaryota; Metazoa; Arthropoda; Insecta; Lepidoptera; Papilionidae
Gene: cv-2
Product: BMP-binding endothelial regulator protein
Exons: 3
Molecular function (GO): protein binding
Source: RefSeq, a predicted model, not a curated record
AUGACAUGUUUAUUUUUAAUAUCUUCAGAAUGUGUGAUCAACGGCCAGCGUGUUGGCGAGGGUCGCGAUGUGCGCGUGCCGGAGGAGCCGUGCCUGUCGUGUCGUUGCGUGCACGGCGCGUUGUCGUGCGCCAAGCGCGCCUGCCCCGUGUUGCCCUGCGCGCCCGCACAUCAGCACACGCCGCCCGGUGAAUGCUGCCCGCGCUGCACACAUCCUAUGUCCGACAAAUUUCUGCCUGGUUUAGGUAAUUCGUUACCGAAGCCCUGUAUAAUCGGGAAGGAGUACCACGCACACCUCAGCCGGUUUCCAGUGGAUCCAUGCACGGACUGCACGUGCAUGAAUGGUACGACGGUGUGCACACGGCACACAUGCCCGGUGCUGACUUGCGGGGCACGCGCGUUACCCCCAGCCCCGGGAAAAUGCUGUUCUGAAUGUCCACACGUCGAAGAGGCUAAAGCUGCCUGUGUCGUAAGCGGUGUUACCUAUCAGGAUGGAGAAAUUUGGCAAUUGGACGCGUGUAAAUCAUGCGAAUGUCAUGGUGGUGAGCCGAGAUGUGCCAUGGAGACCUGUCCGCCGCUGUCAUGUCCAUCCGACCAGAACCUACGACAGCUUCCCGGCCAGUGCUGUCCCAAGUGUGUGGAUAUCGAUGGUAUUUGCACGGUCUUUGGCGAUCCUCACUACAAAACUUUUGAUGGAAAAUUUUAUAGUUUCCAAGGAUCAUGCAAAUAUCAGUUAGUAUCGGACUGCGCGAAUCACACCUUCUCGAUCAGAAUAUCGAACGACGCAAGAAAUACUUCACAUUCCUCAUGGACCCGUACGGCGACGUUGCGUAUUGGGACCACAAAAAUAAAUAUGGGACGCAAAAUGCGCGUUAAAGUGAACGGUCAAAGAGUGACACUGCCGCAUAAAAUUAAAAAAGUAGCAGAUAUUAUGCGAAGCAACGGUUCCGUUCUUUUAAAAUCUGACAUCGGGGUGCAGCUUCUCUGGGACGGAGAUGGAUUUUUAGAGGUGACCGUAUCCAGUGCGUAUAAAAAUAAAUUGUGCGGGUUGUGCGGGAAUUUCAAUUCGAUGGCGAGAGACGAUAUGAGGACGAGGGACGGAAGACAGUUGAAUGAUCCGUGGCGUUUCGGUUCGUCCUGGCGCGUGGGCGGGCGUCGCUCGUGCUCGCGUCCUUCGGAGCGACCGAAUAUG